AUGAAACAUUUUUUGCAGGCGAAAUUAUAUCAACGGGCGCUGCUUCUUUCCAAAGAAGUAACUGUCUGUUUGGGAAAUACAAAAACCAUUUUAAAAGCUAUCCAACCUGAAAGAACUCGGCAACUCGCCGGAUAAGGGCGACGCCCUCGGCCCAGAUCCGUUGGGUUUGUUCAUAGCCUUUUUGUAAUUAGCGAUAAUGGGGAAUUUAAGAUAUACCGGGCGAAGGCGUUCAGGAGAAGUCGGAAGAUAUAGAUUUAGAGUCAGAGUUUCUCGAGGAUAGUACUAGGAAACGUUGCUCAAGUUUAGCUUUACCUUUCGAGCCGUUAAAGGUUUGAUCGUAUAAUAGGUUCGCGAUUUUCAUUGUUUCCAGCGUGUGAGGAUGGAUUCUGGCGACUGGAAAUUGCAUCAGAUUGAACCGUCCAGCAGCUGCAUGAACAUUUCCAGGGAAUAUCAACAGAAUGUGGAUACGUUGACAGGGAUGGGGUAGGCAGUUUUGAGGAUUUUAUUGAAGUGUGGUUUUUUUUUGACCGAUUAAUCUUUUCAAAAUGAAGCAGUUCAUGAGUUAUGGUGGUGUUGAUCGUAACAGUUUCAUAUUAUUGAAGGUCGAGGCUCAUCAUUCAUUUAUAAGAUUGAAGAUUCCUGCUUUUCUUUUUCUCAAUUUCGCAUUGUUGAAGGUUCAACGAAGCCGAGUGUCACGAAGCCCUGAGAAUGUCCAGUAAUGAUUUGGAGAAAUCUCUCUCGUUUCUCACUCGCGAAGUAUCGGGCUUGGAUAGUGUCAUGAGCUCUACUUCUAGUCGACGCCAUCAAGGUUUUUAUGCGACUCAAUCAGCUUCCACUCUUUCUUUACUUACACUGAACAGAAAAGAGUUAUAAAUUCUAGGGUUCGCUCUGAGUAGAUACGUGGAAAGUGACGAAGAAGAGCUUGAUGAGGACAACUACACAUGGCGACUAGAAGACGAAAUCCGUGUCAAGUGCGUCAUAGACACUUAUGAUCGUUACAUCUUCUACAGAAAACACGGCUCAUUUGCCCGUUGUCUUGAGGUUGAGUCCUUCUCCAGUAUCUUCAGCAGCCGUUGUUUUUCAGGCUUGUUAUAAGAUCUUGAGUCGUGGAGAAAAAGACGUUGACCUUUGUUUGAACUUCAUCGACGAAGUUAUGAAUUCUGCCAUGACAAGACAUGUCAAUCCACCGGAGGUAUUGAGAUUCUUUAAUUUUCGCUUUAUCUUGAAAUCGUUUAAGGGAGUUUUCAUUGGACCACUGGAGAUCGGUCUAAUCAAAGAACUGUAUCGAGCAACGAUUCCCGUUCUAGCUCUACGGUUAGUUUUUUUCUCUGCGAAAUGAAAUCGGAAUUGUUUGCCACCAUUGGAGCGAUAGUUUUUUUUUAAAUCAGUAGAUUCGUCUGUAUUCUAACUUCGCUCAGCGACUGCUUCUUUUUGAGUUGUUAUUUUCGAAAUAUCGGAAUUUUCAGAAAAAAAAAGUCGUGAAGUAUGACCGAAUUUUCUUGUUUCGGAAGGUCCAAUAAAACGAUCUUUCCUUGCAGACUUCGGUUUUCGCCGAUGAAUAUCAAAGUCGUUCUUUGUCUGGAAGAGAUUCUCAAUCAGCAUAACAGGUUCCUCACGAGUUGUCGAGCGAUGGAUGAUGAGCUCUCGUGAGUUCAAGCUUCUCAAUCGCAUAAAAACCAAAGAAAAAAUUCUCAGAAAGAUAGGGCAAAGUACAGUAACUCAAGUGGAAAAGCCGCUUUGGUGCGACUCGACAUUCGUUGAAAUACCGGAACCCAAUUUGUUUUUCGUGGUAACUACCGUUAUUGAAUUUUUCCUAUUAAUUGGUACAAUAAUUAGGAAAUUGUGGACGACUUCAUUCAGAACGUCAUCCCAUCCAUCGAUUUGAAGCUUGAAAAUCCCAGCGCUAACGUCGUUGUAAGUAUUUCGAAAGGAUUUUCAGAAAAUAAGAAAAUGUGAUUUAUUAUAUUCCGACCUGGUGGUAUGAAAAUAAGACGAAAAUUCAAACGGCAACUUUUCCGAUUUUUUCAUACUGCUUGGGAACUUUCCGACGAAUCUUUUUCCGACUUUUUUUCUCGAUAAACUCUACGUUUUAAAUCUUCAUAUAUAAUGUAGGCAAGUUAUUCAUGAUUAAAACACAAAGAAAUAGAAAAAAAAAAGUUAAUAGAUGUUUUAUAAACCGAAAAGUACAAGGGAAGAAAGUAGGAAAGGGAUUCGUCGGAAAGUUUUCUAGCGAAACGAAAAAAUCGGAAAAGUCGUCGUUCGAAAAUUUUCUGGUUUGUUUUUCAUACCACCUCCGACCUAUGUACACCUUUCGAACGGCUCUGCGCUUUUAAGCAAUCACUUUAGGGGUUUGAGCGCUUUUUUUGGUGUUUACAUCAAAUAUCAGAACACCACCAAUAUAUUUAUCUAUAUCUAGUCGAUUCCAUCUGACUAAAACAACAAAUCAAUAUUAAUGAUUGAUGAUGAUAAAAAAAUUCUGAGUUUUUUUAACAGUCUAUCUAUUUCUAAACGAUAAUUUCUUUUUGUUUCAGGAUAUAAUCUAUCUUCUCCGCACGUUUGCCAUAACCAGUGCCUUUGUCGACAAAGAAAACAACGAACUUUUAAAGAAAGUCGACUCUUGGAUUAGCUUCUCUUUGGAGAUCUUGCUGUCCUUGAACGAAAAAAGCAUCAGAGACUCAGUUAUUUCUUAAUGUCUCAUGCAUUUUUACCCAAGUUAAUUUUUCAGAGCUUAAGACACACUGUUUUGGAAGUUUUUUGCGAGCUGACGAAACUUGGUGAACUUUUCAAAAUCGACGUGAACGAUGCGAUUGCGGUAAUUGAGAUGAGAGUGAAUAUAUGAUUUUUUUUCUCGAUUUCCAGAGUUCGCGUAUGGAAUUUCUCAAGAAAUGCAUUAAAUGCUCUCAAAUGGAAUGCGCCCUAUUCGCGAUGGAGGAGGUGAUCUAGUAUAUUUCUUUUUUUGCUUUUCGAAAGUUUAAUGGUACUUCGAUACAUGCGAUCGUUCUGUUUUUGUGAGCGCAAAAAAUAAUUAAUUGAAUUCUUUUAAAGUUGGGUUCUUUGGCUGAUAGCUUCUCGAAGCCCUUCGUUCGUGCGCGAUUUGUUGUACCAGAGGCUAAACUGAAAGGUUGGCUCCAAGAAAACAACGUCCUGCAGAUCGGUUGGAUCAUCAAAAUAUAAUACUUCUGCAAUUUGUUGUCCUUUUUCAGUCCUUACCGGAAACAUGGAUAAUAUAAUUUACGUGGACAAAAUCAGGCCCAUCUUGCACUACAUGACGUCUGAAUUGACGGCAGACGACCUCAGUUUGUGAAUCAUAUGCUUCAAAACCGUAAAUGGUCGUCCAGAGUUCGUGUGGUCCCUCCGUAAAGGCCGCUUGGGCGUCAGUGUCGACAAUUUCAACAAAAUCAUGGAGUUGAUCGCGAAAGGAUUGAAUAUUCAGCAGAUUGAAUGGAUGAGCGAACUAUUCCAAAAAGUUCACAAUCUCAUAUAAUAAAUAAAGGGAAAAGUUUCUAGAGUUUUCGAAACAAGGAGGUCCGAUUAUUUGAAUCGAUUUUUGCCUACUGUCACUUGAUGGCACAGUCGACCAAAUCAGAAGAAAUCAAGCAGAAGGUUAGUUUUUUGUUAUUAUUUAAGUGGUAAAAGAAGACAGAAGUUUCGCUAAAAUGAAAGUAGGGCAGCAAAAUCAGAAUUUUUCAAGUUAAAGCAAAUAAUAGAAAAUCUAACCACAAUUAAAUGUAUUUAACAUCUUCACAGAAUCGAUAAAACUGAAAGGACCAUUUGCAAAUGGCAAAAAUAAAGCAGUGUGUUAUCGUGACUGGACUACGUACGUGUUUUUCUUUGCAGCUGUCAGAAGUGCUAAUGCAACUUUUGACAAUCGCCCACUGUCCGCCCCAGGUCACGCCAUUCAAAUCUCUUGAAAUGGGCAUUAAAAAGCAUAUCGACAUCAUCAACAUGCUCGGUGACAAAUCUGGUCGCGAUAGAGUUCUCAAGCAGUUUGUGGAUAAAAUCAAAAGCGAAGUGACCUAUUUUCGGAAACCUUCAUUUUUUUUUUGAUUUUCCGCAGGACUUCAACAUCUUCGACUUGAUCUAUCUUUACAACUUGCUCGACAAAAUCAAGCGUAUGUUCACGUCAACCCGACGUUGCGGUGAGAUUUUAUUCUCAUUGUUUUUUGUUCAAACUCGAGUCAUCUGGUUCAAAGGAACAUUUUGUAGAAGUCCUAGAUCUAUAUGACCUCUUUUUGAAAAGAAAAACUGUUUUGUUCUGGUUUUAAGGCUAGUUCCUAUGAUGACCGCGAGUGAAUUGUGCAUAAAUCAAUAUUGGAAGCUCGAAUUCUCGAAAAUUUGUAUCCUGGAAAACACUUUUUAGAAAUAUUCGAUUUUUUUUUGUUUUUUUGAGUUUGCCAAUUGUUUUUGUAGACAGGAGUUGAUUCAGAAAGCAUACAGAAACGAUAAAAAAAUAAGAUGGACAUUCAGCAAAUCUUUGACGACGUGUAUGCGAUAAAGGCACGUUUUUUUGAUAGAAAACGAGUUGAAAAAAACUAUACAGUAAAAACAACAGAGAAAAAAAAAUAAACAGAAAAAUAAAAAAAAGAGAUGGAUAUCUUUAAGAAUCGUUUUUCAAGAUUCGAAUUUUCAAAGAUUGGAGCCCCCAAGAACGUUGUAUGCACAAUUCACGCUCAAGAAUUUUCGCGCACCCGAAAUUCCUUUCUACCAUCAUUCCUAUGAACUUACCAAUUUUAAUUUAAAAAAAAGAUCAUUAUCCUUUUCCAAAAAAAAAACUUUUUUUUUCGUGUUAUGUGUUCAAUAGGAAUUCGCUUCAUAUUCCUCUGAUUAAAUCAACUAAGAAAGCACUUUUGGACUUUUCAGUGUCGUAUGACAAUGUGGCGCUACUGGAAUCGAUCCGAUCGCUGUUAAGAAACUUCGAAAUUUUCGAAAAGCUUGUCGACCGCCUCAUCGCCUUCCGCGAAAGAACUCAUCAGUCUUUUCAAGAUGCCCUGGGAACUUUGAACGGUACUGUGAAUAUGGAUUAUCGGAUGAAAACUUUUUUUUAUUCAGUGGGAAACUACAACUACCAGUUCUCUGUGAUAGAUUUCCAAGCAGAUGGAAGUGCGACCUAUGGUUUUGUACUCGACAACUACCUGCGUCUUCUUCGGUGGAUCGUGGACAACGAUGUUGAAAGAAGCAUUCAUGCAUGAUUAAUCUUAAGCCAUUGUUUUCAGAUCGCCACACUCUCCGUCGAAAGAAUCUCUAGAAUGUGGGAAGUUCUAGUCCUCAGCGACAACAGCACGCCCAAAGAGAAAUCAGUGCGCGACUUGGCCUUUGUUCUGUCCAUCAGCGUCUUUUAGAAACUAUUUCGGUGGCUUUCGGACUUCAAACCGAAGUUCCUCCCGAAGUCUUCGGCUCGAGAAGUGCUCAAUCUUUUCUGCUCUCUUUCGCCCUUCACUCUGGAGAUUGAUGGUUUUUGUUAAGCGAAAACUCAAAAAAAAAAAGAUUUUGGAUAGGUCUUCGUUGCUUCACGCUCUACCUGGACACUUUGCCUGUUUUGACGAACGAAGACAUCGUUGUCGAGGACGCCACGGCCAUUGUCAGUUCGGAAUCAUCGCUGCUCUAAUGGCAAACGAAUUUAGCUUAUGAAGAACUGCUACCUUUUCUUCUGGAAGUUGGCUUUGUUCAACGAAUUCGACCAGGUGGUCGACAAGGUCAUGAUCACUUUUUCCGACAGAGGUGUGUGCAAACGAGAGAACCGGUCCUUCAAUAGUUUUUCAGAAAUCGUCAACGUCGAUUCGCCGAUCUUGCUCAAGGAGAACAUCCUUCGCGUGCUUUCAGUGUUUAUAAUGUACAUGGAGAAACUCAAACGGUAGCUAUCAAUAUUUUACCCUUUUCAUCUUUUUUUUUUAUUCAGGGAGAUUUUUCAAAGAAACGGAUUAGAAGAACGGGUAAUCGGCCAUAGUUCAGAGCAUGUUUUAAGGUGAGACCAUGAGUUCAUCAGGAAAAUUCUCUUAAAAUUAGAAUGUUUAUCAACUUCUUUAAGCAAUUUCAAUAUUUUUCUCCUAUUCUAAGUCAAUAUUUGGAGGAUCGAGACUCACAUGGCAAUUUAAGGCAAAAAUUUGUCAAAACUAAUCCGAAAUGUCACUAAGAAUAACUGCCGAGAUAAACGCGAGGUUGGGGGCGGUACAUUGGCUUUAUCUUGCAUUUCGAAAAUUUCCGAAUUGCAAGACGCGCCGAGAAAAAUGCGAGAUCGCGCCUAGAAAAAAGCGACAUGUUUGCGAGUUUGUCAAUGUACCGCCAGCGUCUCGUGUUUAUCUCGGCAGUUAUUUUUAGUGGUCCUACUAGAUAAAAAGAAACAAUAGAACUGAGUUACUUGAAUCUAGUCUUUGCGUGUUUGGUCAUUAUCACUUCAUGACGUUUAAGUGAGGAAGAAAGGAAGCUGUACGAUGUUCCACUAGGCGAAAUGUCGGACGAAGCAGUGGCCAGGAGCAUCGACCGUCUCUUGCGUCUUUUAGUUCGUCUCAUCUCGGUGGGAAACGAGAAAAAUCAGGUGUCGUUCCGACGAAAGAAUAAUAAGUGAUUGGUCUUUUCAUAGAUGGUCCGCCAGAAGCCUUCGCACGGCUCAUCGAUUUCGGGUCACGAAGUGGUUUUCAACAUCGAGCUCCAGGUGGAUGACGAGGCUGAGGAACCUGUGCGCUGGAGGUCCCUCUACGCUAACUCUCACUCCACUGUCGGCGAACUGCGCGUCAGAAUCGCUAGCAGACUUUUCUUCGUUCGUUUUGAUUGGAAAUUCGUUAAAGGUUUAGCGCAAAAGUUGCGUCGUUUUGCUAGUAGUUUAUGUAUUUUUACAUGCAUUUUUAAAAUUUAUUUUUGUGUUAAGGAUAUUGGUAGAUCAGCUUUUUUCCGGCUAGCUCUAUGAACAAAAAGUUUCUGUUCCGAAAGUUGUUACCAUACGUGGGCAACCCCUCAAAAAGGCCCCCCGGUACUACCCCUUUUUUUGAGCAGACUUCCGGAACCCCACUCCCGCCCAGUUUCUCAAAGCGAAAAAAAACUUUUUUUUUUCUUUUUGGUUUGAAGAUUUCCUUGUUAUAAAAAGAUACAAAAGGUUUAGAAGAAAAGUAAAGCUCUCAAAAAAUGUUCUCCACCGAGUGGAAGCGAACCCGCUACCUGAUGAUUGUGAUGAGGCACCUUAUACCAUUAGGCCACUUGCACUCCUGCCGGGCUUCGAUGGCUGGCGGGCCCUGAGUCCGUUACCCUGUGUGUUUUUUUUGCCUCAGCUUUUGAAAAGAGAGGGAAAUAGAACAUCUUUCUGCAGGCGUGAUCUUCAAAACGAAACAAAGUGGGAAUAUGUAAAAUGAUGCGAGCAAUCUAAAAAAAUAACUGUGCAAUGGUGAAAAAAAGUGACUAUGCCAGAAAAGAUGGAAAUGGAAAAAAUUUUUUGUUGUCCAAAUUUUUUAAAAAUUCGUUUAUAGAUGAAAUAAAAUACGUAGAUAACGGGAAAAAUAAUAAACUUCUGAAAAAAUGAUUUGCUGCAAAAUGGGAGUUCCGGGAAGAUUUCAACCGAUUGAAAAUUUUUUUUCAAUCGGUUGAAUUUUUUUGAAAAAUGAGGGAGCUUUUCUAGAAAUAUGACGGGCAGCGUCAGCGUGGUUGAUUUAGUCAGGAUACAUCCACAGACCUUUCUGGAGAAGGUGUUUUUCGCGCCUGCUGAUCCGGGGGGUUUUUCACCCGUUCAAAAGCAUUGGAGCAACGGGUGAAAAACCCCUUGUGAGUACUUUCAGUGGGAGGAAUUUGAAAUAGCUCAGAACUCUUUCUUUAUCAUCCCAUUUCUCAGAUAUCAGGCAAAGUUUCAGUUCGAAAAUUCAUUCGAGUUUUUGGUCUACCGACGGGAUAAUGAGAUUACUUCGGAGAUUCAGUUGAAACAUGACUGGAUGACUCUGAAUCAGGUUUUUAUUGGCACUGGAGAAAUUUGAAUCAUUGAGUUCAGGUGAAACUUGCAAGUCGAUGCGAAUCCAUUUUCCAGAUCGAAAAAGUAAUUCUCAACAUUGUCACCAAACAAAAGUUGCUUCUUAAUUUUUAUGUGAUCUUAAUUUUCCAUUUUUUUUUCAGUGCAUUCAUGGUCAAGAAGCCAGUGUGUGACAGAAAACCGUUCCACGAGAAUUAUUUGCCUGCCGCCUUGGUACAAAGUUGCAAUGUAGGGUUUUAGAUUCCUUUCAAGACUCUGUUAUUGUUAUUUUUUUAAAUUUUAGUUUUACGACCUGAUCCAUGAGCUCUGUCUAAUCGAAAAUCCAAGUAUUCGUGCUUCGUGCCGAGAAUUGCUCCUCACAUUGCCCACGCAGGACUCUUUACUGGAAAUGCUUGGCUCCAAGGUGCGUGCUCAACUCUUUCAGUUCCAUUUUCUUGAUGAUUUGUAGAAGGAUUACUUGUCUCAAGAAGAUAGAGAACUGCAAAAAAACUUGGAAACUUUCAAAACGACGGUCCUCAACCCACGAGAGCCUUAUCGGAUGCUCUACGGAAUCGAGGUCUGUUUGUUCUGAAAUAUUCUGAUGUAUUCUGGUUUUCAUCUGAAAUUCAUUAGUUUUUGACAAUUCUAGGGUUUAAUGGAAAGGAUAAAAUACGUACGAAUGAAGAAACAAUUUGUAAAAAAUAGUUGAAUGAGUAAAUUAAAAUUAAAAUAAAACGCGAGGCCGUGUCGAGUCUUGAAAGUAUACGGCUUUUGAGUUGACUCUCAUCAACACAUUUGCCAAAAAGGCCGUCCAAUCGCGCUGUGGGAACCUGCUGCUUUGGAUCGUGAUUUUGAUUUCUACAGUUGUUGCAUUCGUGAUAUUUUCCGACUUUUCAAUCAAAUAUUUGUAGAAAAAGAUGAAGUUAGGAAAAAAUUUCGAAUUCAGAGUUCUUUUCUGUUUGUUUGACUGUCACAAGUACUUUGGGAUAAUAAUAGUUUAUUCACAGAUCAGUCUGAACCCCAGCGAGUUCAUUUCGAGAAAAAUUGAUGUAGAAAAAAAAAGUGAAGCAUAAAGUACAAAUUGAAAUCAGUUAAGUCUUGGAGGAAUAGAGGUGAAAGUUUCGUUGCGAGGUAAUAAAUUAAUAAUUUUUUUAAAGAGUUAGAGUGAAGGUUGAAAUUAUAUUCGGAUGUAAGUUUAUUCGUAAUAGGACUAGUUUUGAAGAAAAAGUUGUUAGAAAACUGACCUUGAGAACGUAGCUGAAGUGGAUUUUGCACUAAAAUUGAUCUAACCAGGGGAUGGUCUCCGGUCGCAGUGGGACUUCUCAAUGAGACCAAUUUUUCCAGAUGUAGUUUUUCACGCUGAUCUCAAAUCUGGUCUCAAAAACUGCCGAGGAGCUCUGUGAAAAAAGUUAUGAACCCUCAAAAGUCGAAAAUUUCAGUGUUUCCGAUUGAGCUCAUUUUUUAAGGGUCUGUCCCUCUGGUCACGAAGAACUAUCAAGUUUUUCCAUUUCCUCGAGUUGAGGAAAGUGAUCAUGACCAGAGACAAUCUUGUGAAGAGUGAUGAGAUCAGAAAUAACUCGUCUAAUGUAAAGCGGGGUUUGCUGAAAUGGCUCUAGACGAUCUGAAUAGGUAUCAAAGGAAAGGUUCGACCGAAAGUCAAUUUUACGUAAAGUUUUUUUUUCACUUCGAGCUGUAAACAAUGGGGCAGCUUUAUCCAAACUUUAUCACAAUUUGGAAAAGAAUUUUAUAGGAGAAAAAAAGAAAAUCAAUGUGUCACUAAGAAACUAGUCAGUGAAAUCGAAAAAACUUUGAAUACCAAAAUGUCUAAUUUUCAAGGCUAUGGCUUCCAUUGUUUCCCCCACGCGACUCACCGGAAAGUCGUUGAUCCUCGCGAGCAGGCUGUCCUCGGCAAUUGCUGACACUGACGUCCACGUCGCUCUCAUGGACAUCUUCCGUCAGCCUCACACCGUUCCGACCAUCUCCUCUCAUGACAGGCAUUUGAUUUUUGAACGCGUUCUGCAAAUUCUGAGGUUUGCAACCCUUCUCCUUUUACUUAACAAAAAAGGUUACAGAAUCGUGUUUGUUCAAAACGGCAACGCCAUGAGAACGCUGUGCGACGAGCGCGAAGUUCAGUCUGAUAUGGGAAAGUACGGAUCGAGGAUGACAGGCGCUAGCGGAAUUCGGGCGCUUCUGGAGAGCACCGGCGACUUUUCGCCAAUCAACCUCCCGACCCUUCCCGGUGACGAGCCGCGCGGAGAACUCGAGAACAAUCCCAACUUGUGUCUUCAACCCGACGUCAUGCAUUUCCAAAUGUUUGUGUUCAUUUCCCUAUCAGAGGUAGAAAAGAGCGAAAAUAUUUUCCGACUACUUCCAAUAGCUUACUAAAAACAACAACGUGACGGUAGAUAUAUUUCUUUUAUUUUUUUGAUAACUAUUUUUUUCUAAAUUUAUUUCUUGCUAAACCGAUUCAAAAAAAAAGAAGCUAAUUCUGAGUUAUAUAAGUUCUCAUUAAAAAAACCAAACAAAAAAUAACUUAUUAGGAUCUGAACAACAUCCGGAAGUAUUCAUCAAAUCUAGCUACUGCAUAGUCUGUUUUUCCAUUUGGCGUUUUUUUCAACCCCUUUCUUGCACCAAUGGCGAUAGAUAGGGAAUAGACGGUGAACGAAACGGUUUGGGGCGAUAAUUUCAUUCGCAUUCAAUAAAAAGCUGAGCGGUUUGAAAAUUCGGAACACUUUUCUAUCUUUCUUUCGAAAUACAUCUUCCAAUGUUUCAAGUUUUUUAUUUUAUUCGCUAUGGAAAGAAUGCUUUCAGAAAUGCGAACAUCAGGAAUUUAGUUUUAUAGUGUUUUUUUUUUGUUGAAUGUAAAACUGAAUCCAUUUGAAGCUUCAUUAUCGACUAAAAAAUGGUGUAGGAGAAACCCAGAAAUUUUAUCAGCAAGAGCGCAACUUGAAUGGAUAACAGCCGAGGCCUUAUUUUCCAAUCAAUCAAUUAAUCAAACCACAUCUAUUUUUGAAUUUUGGAAAAGUUUCCUGCCGCAAGUCAUCUUAUAUCUUCUGAAUUUUUUUUAUACGAGAUCACCGCGUUCAAAAACUAUCUCUUCAUAAAUUGAUAAACAUACGAGCCUUGAAAAAACGCCGAAGUAAUCUAGUAUACACGUUAUUUUUCGCACAAAAAAUUCUUCACACGAGUGGUCGGCUAUUUUUUACUACUCAAGCUCGAAAUCUAUUUAAAAAAUGACCGACGCAAUCAUUUUCAUUUCAGGGAAGACACAAAGGUUGUCGUCAAGUGGAACUUUGAUCAGUGUUUCGGAAUUCUGUCGGAGAUCAGGGAUUUCAUCUGGAUUUGCGUCGCAAAGUCCUCCGAUCAGUCGGCGGCACUCGUUCCCUACGUUAGUGAGCAAGAAGUUUUGGCCGGGAACAACGUGACAACCGCUAGUUCUAUGAUUCGUGCGGAAAAUGAUCGCAGUUUUCUAUCCUCAAACAAUCAAAUUUCAAUUUUUUUUUUCUAAGGAACCGACGUUUAUUGUUUCCCGAUCGUCCGAGAGCUGCUUACUCUGAUGUUUCAAAUCGCUCAUAAAUGGAUCGUUGAAAAUCAAGCUGCCACAAAAAAAAACUUGCCCGUGCACAUUUUCUUGCAUCCGGCCUGGGGUAACUUCUAUGAGGAUCUUCUCGUCAACACUGCGACCGCUGAUGUAACGUUUUCUUCGUUUAAGAAAAGAUAAUGAGCAGUUGGCAAUUUAGAACUUGAUAAAAACAUUUCUAAAAAAAAAUUUUGAUUGAUGUGGAUGGAGAAUGAACAGUUAGGGAAUUGUCUGGAGUGAACGUAGCAGAUCUGGUGCAAACUUCUGUGGUAGGAAUCCCUGACUAUGAGUAAUCAAAAAAAAAAAGUUAUCUGCUAAGCGUCAUAGGGUUCACAAAAAUAGCCCGAAGAAAAUGUACAGGGAAUGCCUGAAAGCUGUUUUUUCGAAAGUUUAAAAGUGAAAAAGUUUUUUUAGGAGGACACAAAAAAAUAAUAUUCUCAAAUAUUCAUACUUAAGACUACCCGUCACAUAAGUUUGGACCAGACAUUCGUUGUUCACUUCAGGAACUUCUCUCGUAAAUUACGGAGCCUUUCAACUGAUUUUUCUCUUGUAAUAUUAUCAUUUUUUUUCCUUUUUCAGUUUCGAACUUCUAUGCAUGAAGCGCUGGUGAUAUUUGCAAAGGAUUCAAUCGAAGUGCGUCAUUAUAUCUUGCGGAUGCUUCUUGAACUCGUCGCGAAAAAGCUUCCAUUUGAAAAUAAUAGAACUCGCGACCUUGGUGAGCAGACUUCAGAAUUAUUGAAACAAUGGGAAGCAAUAGAACCUUUGAAAUCUUCUCCUCUUUUUUUUUACUUUGAAGGUCAGCUUUUUUCUGGCAGUUAGAUUACAUUCAGAGCCUACAUUAUAAAACUGGCGAAGAAACCUCUUUGUAUCCGAAAACUGCCUUCAGGCUGCCUGCAACGGCGACAAAGACAAAAUUCGCUGGAAAUCGUGGCGACCAUCACAGAUUGUUUGGUGCCACGUGAGAAGAGCGUGGAAAUCAAGAUCGAAUGGAGCCAAGUCGGACCGCAGCCUCUUUCUGUAUUCUUUACGUCGUUUAUCUCGUUUUUAACCACUAUUUUACAGAUCGUCAACGCCCAAAUGGAGAGUUUCAUGGAGUUUCCGCCGUUUUUCGGCAACACUCCUGAAUCCUUCAUCGAUGAACAGUAUGCGGCCGCUAAAAUGAAGGUCCUUCUUUCUCAAACUUUGAGCUUUGUUUUAAUACCAAAAUUUAUUUUAGUUUCAUAGUUUAAGGUGUAAUAUUUGACUUUUCAUAUAUUUUUUUGCUUCUGUAAAGUACUAUAGAAGUUAGGAUCAAUCGAAGAACGACUCUGUAACUUUAUUAUUGGAAAAAAAGGAGAGCGAGCUUCGUUUAUUCACGGAAUGACUUGCAAAAAUUAAUUCUCCCUUUUUUUCCUUUUAAAAAAAUUUUUAAGAUCGAGCGGGAAUAUAAAAAAUUGGUUUCAUUGCUUUAACUCUCACGCAUUUUUCUUUUAAAUAACAUAAUUUUUUUAAUUCAGGGCACUUGUUCAUCUUUAUUCAUCUUGGUUAAAUUUUUCCGCUUUAAUGUUUUUUUUUGUUCCAAAAUAAAAAGUAAAAAAAACGUCUUUCUUUAAGCUGAUCAGUACUCUGCUAUUUUGCUGCCACCUGGAAGCCAAUGAAACAUGUGACCGAUUCCUCGACUUUGUCUUCACAAAGUUCUUGUUUCCCUAUACGGCGGUCACCAGAAGGUUUGCCACAACGUGUUCGGAAAUAUUUCCAACCUUCCGAAUGAGUAGAAACGAGACAGUUCACGAAUCGCUGCGAUGGGAAGGCCAUUGCCGCGAACAGGCCAUCAACGCCUUGAACAUUUUGUGCGGUCGCAACUACAAAUACAUGGACAGGAUAAUGCACUUCAUGGAGAACAACCAGAACCUCGCCAGGAAAUACGACUCCAACUAUCGAGUAUGGCUUCGAUCUGAGCGAUUGAGAGCGUAUAACUGUUUUCAAUGAGUCGAAACAAAAAUUAAAACAAUGUUCAGUGCUCCAUGACUUACCAUGAAACUUGUCUUUAAACGUAUAUUGGCAAUAAAAAACGGGGUUUAAAGUGAAAACAGUAUCUUGUAAAGCUUUUCAUUGCUCAUCGACCUUUAAAAAAUAAAAGAUAUGGGAAGAAAAUAAGCUUACUAAAUCAUGAUCAAAUUUCUAUUUUUGUGAUUCAAGCUGUUAAUGAAAACGAAAGACGUCUCAUGUAUGAUCUCAGUUUUUCCCGAAUUAUCAUGAGUUUCAAGGAUAGUUUUCUUAUGCGCCACCAUUAUCAGCACAACUCUCAACUUAAAAUUUAUGAAUUGUUUGAGUAAAGUGAAAAGAAUAGUUUCGGUUAGUGAGAUUUUUCAGAAAUCUCAGUGUAUCACAUCAAAAGUUCUUAACGAUUAUUUGAUUUUUUUACCCCUAAAUCGAAAAUUAUCAGCUUUUUUUGUAGGCUAUAACCCGCUCACGACUACACGACCAAGUUGGAAUGAAGAACGAUGGCGGUACCUGCUACAUGAACGCGAUCAUUCAGCAGCUGGCACACGUUCCUGGACUCGCCGCCCAAUGGGUCUCCAUGCAAUACAUCGACCCUUCGCUCACCUGGGGCGAAGACACCGCGUGAGCUCUUACAAAGAAUAGGAAAAAACGGAAAUCUGAGAGAAACUAUGGCUUAAAACUUUUUUUGAUCUUCUUUUUGUAACAGAUUAGAUUAGUAUUAAAGAGGGGGGUUUUUAGCAGAUAGAAAAUAGGAAGUCGGAGCGUUCUGGCUGUCCAGCUUUGAAUUUCAAGUACUUCACAAGGGAGCUCAUUUUACUUUGCUCAACUUGAGGAAGUUGUGCAGGUUGCGACUCUCAGUAUCUUCUUUUGGUACAUCAAGGAGCGUUCUAGCAAAUUUUCAGGAAAUUCAGAACCGCAAAGUAAAAUGGGCUCCCCUGUCAGAGCGAUUAAGUUAUUCAUCGAACUAGUGAGGAAUCGAGCCCGACAGUGUUUAAAAAACUUAGCCCCUUUUUUCGUAUCUGAUAAAAUCGCACAGAAAACCGAUAAUUCAUUAGCUAUCGGAAAAAGCUUUAUUUUUGAGCUGAGCUUGAUUUGCGGAUAGAUUUAAAGUAUUUUCAACAGUUUGUUUUUCAUGUCACUGCGCUUUUGUGCGAGUCGCUAGAAAGCGGACAAAGGGAAUCAUAUUGUCGAGGACAACAUCAUUUUUAGAGCCCUCGUCGUGGAAAUGCAGAAAGUCCUCGCACUGCUGCUUUUCUCGAAGGCGCAGGCCUGUGUGCCUCAAGGCCUGUGGAAAGUGUUCCGAUUCGAGCCAGACGUGCCUCUCAACACGAAACAACACCAUGACGCCAUCGAUUUCUACAGCGUUUUGUUGGACCGUUGCGAUAAUGUUAUGCAGGUUUCCACGGCUCUCCAUGUGUUUCCCACUCACAGAACAUUGUCUUUCCAGAAACUCAAUCGACCGCCUCUCUUUCAUAACAGGUUUUUCGGCAAGUAUAGCUAUGAGAAAAUCUGCUACGGCUGCUGGCACAGGUUCACUCUCCGCCCGUGUCGUAAUCGAACUUUUCUCGCAGGUACAUUAGCCCGGAUGAAGAAUUCAACUGUCUCUCGUUGGCGUUACAUGGCGACUCUCUGGAGGAGGCGCUAGAGAACUUCCUUGAUGCUCAUGUCAUGGAAGGAGACAAUGCCUAUAAUUGCGAAAAGUGUUCGGAAAAGGUUAGUCAGAACGGCUUUUUCAUUAGCCAAAAUCCGAAAACUAUAUGUUAAUAAAAACUUUCCCCAAAAGCUUUUUAGUCCUAAAUACCGUUCAAAUUCAGCGAUGGAAAAUUUUUCAAAUUUUGACACAUAAUUAUUGUCGGUCUAAUUCUUUGGCAUUUUGUAAAAUAUUUAGCAAAGGUGCCGAAAAUUCGAGAAUAAUCUAUGUAAUGAUUUUUCAACGACGAGAAAUUUAUUGAACGGAAGUUCAUCCUACAAAAAAACAUUUUUUUAAGUUCAAAUAUUGAACGUCUUUUUUUGAGUUCGAGAAGUAAGAAAAAUCUUUCAGUUUGAAAUGAAUAACCCGUUUAAACCUAAAAAUUAUAUAUAUAAGAGAAAAAAAUACACCUGAAAAAGUUAGGGAAACGCAAGAUAAAGUGACUUUAAAAAUUAUUAUUUUUUUCUAGCCAAAGAUUGCUUGAAAAAAAGACUUAUCGGAACUAGAAUAACUUUUUACAGAAAACUACUUUAAACCGAACGUCUUUCCGGGAAUUGCCGUCAACGCUCUCGAUUCAGUUGAAACGGUUUACCUACGACGUUGUGAACAACCAGAUCAAGAAGGAUAAUCAGUUUUUCAAGGUACACUGGAAAGACGAAAACAGUAAGCCAUCUUAUCUUUUGCAGUUCCCAAUGCGCGUCGACAUGUCUCCUUACAUGACAGAGUCUCGAAUAGUUCCUGACGAACAUGUCAAAGAUCUGUUCGACGACGUCCUCAACUUCAACAACGAAUCAGUUGUCUGCAGUCCUGGUUUGAUAGAUUUCUUCGUGACGAAGAGCUUUUCCGAAGAUGAUUAGUCGCCUAGACGUUGUCAAACUUUUCCAACAACGAAAACGUUUCAGUGUGAAGCUUGGAGUUUCGCUAUUUCAUAUAACAUAAUUUGAAGAGGGAACCUUUAUUUUUUGUCAUUUUGCUUCCUCUAUACCGACCUUAUAGUUUCAUACUGUAGAGUUUCAUACCUUAUAGUUCCAUAUUUGCGAGCGUCUAAUUUUCAAGACAUGUUUUUUAACAAUUCGCGUUCAAAGUAUAACAAGGCCUGAUAAAAAUUUUUUAAGGCGUUGAAAAUCAAUGUCUUUAAAACAAUAAUUCGGCGCAAGCCAUUCUCGGAGAUUUCCAUCUAGACUUACGGAAAACGUUCGAGCAAAUUUUGCAGAAAUUCCAAAAAUCACCCCAAAAUUACUUUCCUUGUAAGCUUUCUUAUUUGCAGAUCCGACGUCAUCGCCCGAGCAUCUGCCGUCUCCGGCGGCGAACGGCAACGUUGCUGGACAGUCGCCGCAGAAGAAGCUGCGACGCCACAGAUCGUCGACGAUGCGACUCUCUCAGUCGCUGGGAUCGAACGACGCCCCCGUGCCGCAGUCUUACCUCUACGACUUGGUCGGCGUCUUGGCCCACAGCGGCAUUGCCACUGCUGGCCACUACUAUUCGUUUAUCAAGGAGCGCAGGUGCGGCUUUUUCAAAACGCUAUGGAAGGGGUAAUAUAGCUUGACUACGGAUUUUUGGACCAAAAGGAAUCUCAUUCAUUUUAUUAAGUUUAAAGAAAGAAAACCGAGUUCAAAUCAGGGCUGUGCGAGAUCUCGUCUCGAUGAGAAAAUCACUUGCCUUGUCUCGUCUCGAAUUAGCGGUGGUAUGAAAAAAAGGCAGCGAACUUUCGCUGGUCUUUUUUUCAUACCGACGCUCAUACAUUGAAAUUUUUCUCACUUGUACGUUCAAAGUCAUGAAGCGGAUUUAGUUUUCCAAGAAAAUUCAUUUUACUUCGCACCCAUGAAGUUCUUUGAAACAGAAAAAUCUCCAACGCUUUUUGGUAUACAUUAGAGGAAGAAUUUGAAAGUUUCAGACUGCUUAGUUCUCUCGUUUUUGUAAAAGUUGUUUGAAACUAUUGAAAUGGAACACCGUUAAAAUAAAUUCUCUAUAGAGACCAAGUCUUUUUGAUCUUUCCAGCACUGAACGUGUUUCUUUUUAACAAAGAAUCAAUGAUUUUUUAGUCCAUUUUUGGGCUUUAUCUUGAAAUUUGGACUUUAUUAAACUUUCUACGAGAUUUGAACAUAUAAAAAAAUGUGGAAAGUGGAGAAUGGGUUUAAGAAACUGAAAAGAAGCUUAAAUUAGUUAAAAUUUAAAACAAAAAAUUGAUUGAAUUUUUUUUUUCCAGAGAAGAAAUGAAGGACUCUCCUUCUUAUGGAAAGUGGUACCAAAUCAACGACACUCUCGUCUCGCCGUUGCUGCCGGAUUCAAUUGCUGAUCUCUGGUUUGGAGGAACUUUCUGCAACGAAACUGGUUAUCUUAAAUCGUCCUUCCAUCAUUCACCGUUCUUCUCAGGCUUCAACGAUUUGCCCGAUGAACGGAUCCGCCACUGGAAUGCCUAUGUACUCUUCUACGAACGCGUCGAAAAUGGUCCGGUCUUUUGAAAAUACUCCAUUCGAAUAAAAUGUUCCUUUAGUUCCUCCGCCGAUCGAUAACGAAACAGAAGACUCGCUCAACUCGCUGACAGAGGAAUCUUUGAGCUCUCUGACCUUUGACGGCAACGAGAUCGUCAUAAAGACGUCGAAUGAUAGGUUUCAAGCGGCUCUAUUGGAAUUUCUGAAAAGUUAUUUCGCAGCAACGAAGACGGAUCGUGCAGGAAAAUGAGGCAAAUCUACGAGUCUAUGACGGAAGGCCUGAGGCUUUUUGUCGAGUCAGAGAACUUCAAGUUCUGCAAGGUAAGCAGUCGAUAGAAUAGAUAAAAGUAGUGAAGUUCAAAGAUGAAUUUGUUUUUCUUCUUCUUAGUACCUGUUCUCAACUUUUCGGGAAUUCCUAUUCAGUUGAUAAAUUGUACGUGUAUUACAUAUAUUAAUCUUUUAAGAAAAAUGUAGAAAGAGCCAGGAAAAAAAAGUUUAUUGAUAGCUUUAUGAUAUUCCGAAUCCAGUUUUAAUUUUUUUUUUUUAACUUGUGAGAAGAAACGAAAACUCCUUUAUUUAUUCUAACAACAUAACGAAAGUCUUUUAAGACUUGAAGUUUAAAAAAUUUGAUCUCAUUUUCCGUUAAACCUUUAUCAUACGUGGGGAAUUGAAAAACCGCGAGAAGGAGUUGACUUACAAAACAAAUUUUAAAAAAAAAUGAGGAAAAUGUCUACCAAUAUGACCUUGAUAAAUGCAUUGCACUGUCUUGAUCAAACAUUCUCUUUCAUUUUUAGGAGCGCGACUUUUUUUCAACGGAUUACUACAAUGUUUUCGUUGGGCCCUGCGUUGAAUUGCUGAAAAACGACGCGCUUGCCUACACUCUCGACUAUUCGCAGAAACAGUUCUACCAACAAGCGUUCACUGUGAGUUUCAUUCCUCUAUCCGCAGAAGGAAAUAUCAUUAUAUUGAUUGUUUUUUUUUUUUCACAUUCAUUUAACGAAACUGAAUAUCUGAAUUCAAGUUUGAAGAAAAGUCGGAAUUUUUGUAGAUAGAUUAUUUUUUUCUAUAUCUGAGGGAAUUCAGCUUGGAUUCGAGUACAUUGCUUACGUGGCUUGGCAAGUUUUUGACGAUGUCCGGCCUCCGAAUUUCCCGCGAAAUUCUGUCGAACUUCUGAAGAGUUUGAUGGCCCGGUGCCACGAGACUAGGGAGCAGUUCUUCAUCACCAUCGCCGAAAAUGAGUUUGAGGUAAAUUAUUUUUUAGGUGGACCACUAGCUUUUGCGAAUUUAACAGAAAAAAAAAAUCAUGAAUCAAAAUCGAAAAUCGGAAAGCAGUGCUUUUAGACCGCUUAUGUAAAAAAUUCAUUUGCAACGGCUGGAAAAUUUCAAAAGACGUAAAAUAACCCUAAAAUAUAUCUUCCAAAAAAAAUUUUUUUUUUAGCUUCUCAAUCGACUCGUCGAAGUCACUGAACCAGACGUAAGAAGCGCAUUCUGGCAGUGUCUUAAGUUUGGACUCACGAAAUGGAUGACACACUGUCAGUACGCGAGCCGCUCGCAACUGCAGGACAGCUCUGAAAGCAGCGAAGAUGAAGACGAGGAAGAGGAUUUGGACGACGAGACGGACAGCGAUGAGGAAUUCGAAGACAUCAGCUACCGACCUGGUGCCCGCAUCAGCCGCUCCAUUUCGGAGCACAACAUCAACCGGUCGAUCGUCGUCAACGAGGCGGUGCGCGGCAUCGUCCGACGUCUUCUUCACUUCUUCCCGUGAGUCCGACGUCGAUUUGGGGCCACGCCAAGUUUUGUAUGUUGUUAUAGUUGGCGUACCUGGGAUAGUCGCUCGAUUACAAUUUUAACGCUCAGAUUAUUUUUGAUAAAUCUGGAGUAUGAACCAUGUCGAAAUAAGAAAAAAAGAAGUACUUAAUUAAACCAAGCAGUGUUCCAAUAAGUCUUAAAAAGUAUUUUUUGCGGGAAGUUGGUCGAAAAAUUCCUGAUUUCUGAAAGAAAAGCUCUUUUGGAAAAGAAAAAAUACACAUUUUUCAUCUCGCAAGUUAUUUUCUGUGCUAUUUUGUGAGUCGAUGGCGAAACCUCAAAGUGUUAUCCUACAUGUUAGGUUUCUAGACUUCCAUUAAUUUUCUUGAAAGGUGAAGGUUAAAAAAGAGUGUCGACAUUUGUUUGUCGAGAGAAAAUGUAGAGAUUAAUUUUAUACCUAGUUUAUUUUGGCGAUUUUUUAAAAAUUUUUCUUUCUGUAGUGUGAAUCGGAUCGAAUACAUCGGGAAGCACACGGCUAGACUGGCGGUCGAUUGCUUGUUUGCUAUCGCGCGAGGCAGUGCUUUCGGUAAUCGCUUCCUAGAAUCGGCUCGUGUCGUGGAAAUCGCUGGAGACGUUCUCCUGGAGGCUCUUCGUUCGACGCAGUUCUCUCAGGUACGAGAUCUACGCGACAAAGAAAAUAAUAUAGCUGAUUCACGGCUAGCUUGAGACGCGAAGGGGGCGUGUCCUGUCUGCGCUCUCCACGAGCCAGGCGCUAUGUCGUGCAAUAUCGUUUCAGGACCCUUUUUUCGAUGGCUCAAGCCAGCCGUGAAUCAGCUGUAGAAGAAUUAGGAAGGUUUGAAAACAUUUCAACUUUUGAAGCUCUAUCUGAACCCAUUAAUGAAUUUUGGUUUAAAAAAUAGAUUUUGAAGCCUUACCCUCGAUUCCGCGCACCGGAAAUGCGACUGAAGUCGCUGGGCUUGUGGCCGAACCUACCUUCGCUUUUCGUCGAACUCCUCUCCUCAGGACUCGACAGUGCUCGAGAUCCCGAAAUCAGCUUCUUUAUGAACGUUCCUAACAGUGCUAUGUAAGGAUUUUCGCCAGCAUUCCAUCGUUUAAUCAUAAUAUUUCAGAUUCAUGACGUCUCUCUUCAUCACGGCAAAAAUGGAGGCCGACCGCUACACAGAUGUCGAAAAAACUAGCGAAGAAUGUCGCCAUAUUCAACGAUGCGUCAUUGAUUGCUUCGCUCAGCAGAUUUCCAACCUUCAUGUACCUGGAAACGAACGGUUUUGCAGCGGAUAUAUCAUUGAUAUUUCCCAAACGGUCCUCAAGGUUUGGUCGUUUUGGACAGUUUAGUAAGCUAAAGCCGAAGACUUAAAGUAACAGAGGAAUGAUAGGUUUUCAUAUCAAAAGAGAAAAAAAGGUUUAAAUUCAAAAAAAAAAAAACAGAAAAAAACACUCUGAAAAAAAGUGGUGUGAAGACUGACUAGUUUAGGUGGGAAGAUUAUCAAUUUAUUACAUUUAGCCUCUUUUUACAAUAGCUGUUCAAAAAGGCACAUUUUGGCUAGUCAUUCUGUUCGAUUCGAUUUUUCAGGAAAUGACGAAUCCUCCCGGUCUGCCGAUGCCUUACGAAGAACACUGGAUGUACUUGGUUCAAUUGAUGAUAUGCGUCAGUUUCAUCGCUUCUUUCUGACUUUACGAGGGGGUGAUGAAGAGAGAGAUGCGUGGUUUUGCAAUCAAUGAGCAAAAAUAUGAAGUUUUUUUUCUCAAUGAAACGGUGAUAGCGCGAGAUUUCAUAAGCUUUUUAUCAACUUUUCUUUUUAAGACGAAUCAAACUUUUCAGAAAAUAGCGAGUGACAGUUCUCUUUAACAUCAAAAGUAACAAGUGCAAUAGUGGACGCAACUAAGUUGGGUAUGCGUCUAUCAUGAAAGAACUGUCGUCACCCUCUGGUGAAGUGCGAAAAACUCUGCCCCGUGUUCUUGUAUCCCGGGUACGAGUCCGCUAACCGUCGAUGAUGAUUCGUUAUAGUGAAUGAUAUAGCGUCUUGCAACUUAAUCUUGCGCUUCUAAAGUUGAGAACAUCUCAGUUGAUGGAAAUUAUUUCCUCUCAAGACGCUAAGAACACUUACGAUGCUUUAGAGAGGUCGCAGAGAAUGUUUCAGCGAUGUUGAAAGGCGCGUCGUUACAUUUCUAAAGUUUGUCCACUGUGAUUACUAAAAGGCGAAUCUGAGACUUAUUUUUAAAACUUCAUAACAAAGGAAGGUUUCAGAAUUUUGCGAUCAUUCUUUGAUUUCCUUCAAUUUUCAUUCUGCGGGUUGGAUACUUUGUUAAACGUAGGCCCCUUGAAAAAAAUAAAUCUUCAAGAUUGAGGAAGAUUUUAUUUCGAAAAGAAGUCGGAAAACCUCCUUUAUACUGAAACUAUCGGCCUUUUAAAAAGUUCGCUCGGAAAACGACUAUAUUUUAUUGACUUCAUUUAUCAUGAUUUUUUAGGAACGACAGAAUAAUUUUCCCAUUGAUCCUAUCUUGAUUUUAUAGGUUGGUUCAAAGUUGAUUUCGCUCGGUCACCUUGACCUAGCCCUCCAACUAAUCGAAGGAAUCCUGGAUCCUGGCGACAUUUACUUGAGGAACAAGGUUUUUUGGAUUCCCAUCCGAUCAAUAAGAAUUUAAUUGACCUUAGGGGAUUCAUCCGGGUAUUUUGUUCUACGUCGGCAAGCUGCUCAAAGGGAACGAUGUUUCUCGUGCAGCAAAGCUUUUCGAAUGUGUCAACCAGAUCCGCACGUGCCGAAUUCCAGAGUAGCUUUUUUCCAUGGAAACUGCGUAUUAUUGGAUUUGAGAUUUGCCAUCAUGCCGCUCCAUUAUCGUCCCCGUCAUCCAAAGGUCUUCGAAAUGUUCCUGAUUGGCGAAGAAGAAGCUUACGACGAUGCGCUUCUGGAGCAGGCCGCCAUUUCUGAUGACGACAAAAUUCUAGAUCAAAUGGAGCUGGCCACUGAUAGUGAACAGAAGUCUGAUAACAACGCGGCGUCAACAAUCGAACUCGAGGAUUCGUCAGUUUUCAUUUUGAUUUUUUGCUUCCAUCUAAAUUGACUUCUCUCGUCCUUUGCUCUUUCUUUCACGUCAGGCACAGAGAACGAAUUGAAAAAAAAAAUAAUGGCAUUUCAGACCGUUGGCGACAGCGACGGUUGUCAAGAGCAGCGAGAUCGACUUAGCGAGGGAUUUGCUGCCAAAAGAGAAUGACGAUUUGGGGUGAUUCAGCUUUUCGGGAUUAAUUUCUUCAUUAGAUCCUUUUUCAGAAUCAAAAGACCCACUAUUGUGCAACAUGAUAGCGCUUCAAAGAAGCCUCGCAACCAGUUAUAA
Caenorhabditis auriculariae is the source of this 22706-nucleotide messenger RNA. The record is from the annotation of a GenBank genome assembly. Lineage: Eukaryota; Metazoa; Nematoda; Chromadorea; Rhabditida; Rhabditidae.